CCGUCUUCUUCGCCAGGAAUUCACACUCCGAUUCGAUUCCGAUUCCAACUCCGGCGACGACGAGUUUGACGGCGACGGAAAAAUGGUGGUCAUGGCUAAGAAACGCGAGACUAUUUUCCGGUCGAAGCUUCCCGACAUUCAUAUCCCGAACUACUUGCCUCUGCAUAUGUACAUUUUCAGAGAUACGGCGAGUUUCGCCGCCGGCAAGUGCUUGGUCGACGCCGCCACCGGAGAAGAGCUCUCGUACGACGACGUUUUGACUACUUCGAAGAAACUCGCCGCCGGUCUGACCGGAAUCGGCGUCCGCCGCGGCGACGUCGUGAUGCUGCUCCUCCCCAAUUGCCUCGAAUUCCCCCUCGCCUUCUUCGCCGUCUCCUUCAUCGGCGCCGCCUCCACCAUGGCCAACCCGUUCUUCACUCCGGCGGAGAUUUUGAAGCAGGUGAAGGAUUCCGGCGCUAAGGUCAUCAUCACGAAAGCUUGCUGCAUCGAAAAAAUUAGGGAUUUCGCGUCGGAGAACGGAUUGAAAAUCAUCUGCACAGACGCGCCGCCGGCGAUGGAGGUGGCUUUGCCGGCGGUGGCGGAGGACGAAAUUCUCCACUUCUCGGAUGUGGCGUCCGCUAAUGAAGACGAUUUCACGGCGGUCGGAGUUAAACCGGACGACGUUGUGGCGCUUCCGUACUCCUCCGGCACCACCGGAAUGCCGAAAGGCGUAAUGCUGACGCACAAGGGGCUGGUGACGACGGUGUCGCAGCAGGUCGACGGCGAGAAUCCGAACAUGUAUUUGGACAGCUCCGACGUGAUUCUAUCGGUGCUGCCGCUGUUCCACAUCUUCGGCCUGAAUUCCGUCCUCCUCUGUGGCCUACGCGCCGGCGCCGCCAUUGUUCUAAUGCAGAAGUUCGAAAUCUCCACGUUCCUGGAAGUUAUACAGAAGUAUAAAAUUACUUUCCUACCCCUCGUCCCGCCGAUUGCCCUAGCUAUCGUGAAGAGCCCCCUCGUGGAUAAAUAUGACCUUUCCUCUGUCCGCCUCGUCAUGUCCGGCGCCGCCCCCCUCGGCAAGGAGCUCGAAGACGCCAUUAGAGCUAAGCUUCCCAACGCCAUUAUUGGCCAGGGCUACGGAAUGACGGAAGCAGGGCCAGUUCUCUCACUCUGCCUGGGAUUCGCGAAGCAUCCUUUUCAUAUGAAAUCAGGAUCUUCCGGAACGGUGGUGCGGAACGCCGAGAUGAAGGUAGUAGACACAGAGACUGGCGAAUCGCUGGGGUACAAUCAGCGGGGAGAAAUCUGCAUCCGCGGCGAUCAGAUCAUGAAAGGCUACCUGAACAAUCCGGAAGCGACGAAGCAGACGAUCGACGAGCAAGGAUGGCUGCACACCGGCGACGUCGGCCUGAUUGACGACGACGACGAGGUGUUCAUCGUCGAUCGAGUCAAGGAUAUGAUAAAGUACAAAGGCUACCAAGUCGCUCCGGCGGAGAUCGAAGCCAUUCUCGUCGCCCAUCCUUCCGUCUCCGACGCCGCCGUCGCACCGAUGAGGGACGAGGAAGCCGGGGAAGUUCCGGUGGCGUUCGUCGUGCGGGCGAAAGGUUUGACGGUGACGGAGGAAGAAAUAAAAGAAAUGGUGUCUAAACAGGUUGUGUUCUACAAGAGAAUCCGGCGAGUGUUUUUUGUCGACGAAAUUCCGAAAGCUCCGACGGGGAAAAUAUUAAGGAAGCAGCUGAAUCCAAAAAUAUCUGUUGUUUACUAAUAUGCCUAAAUGUUUAUUUUGUUUAAUUGGCAAACCAUAAAUUAUUAUAUAUAAAUAACAAUAAUAUAAAUAUUGUUAAUGUUGUUGUUAUAGUUGUCCAGCUAGCUCUACAUUUAUGGUAAAAAAAUAAGCUCUGUUAGAUAGCUUAGGCAUUCAUUUAUUUUAUAUGCAUUCAUGAUUCAUGCCA
This is a messenger RNA of Andrographis paniculata, 1925 nucleotides long. RefSeq names its product 4-coumarate--CoA ligase 2-like. The transcript is spliced from 4 exons. Gene Ontology annotation, molecular function: CoA-ligase activity. Lineage: Eukaryota; Viridiplantae; Streptophyta; Magnoliopsida; Lamiales; Acanthaceae. Bases 83 to 1738 code for a protein of 551 amino acids. The record is from RefSeq and is a predicted model, not a curated record.